GCAUUUCCAUCUAAUCUUUCCAUGCCAGGCUUCACAAGCUGCUGUCUACCAUGUUUAACCUAUGGAAAGACUCGGGCCAGAGCACAAGACCCCAGUCUUCGAGACUUUAGCUACGUGAACGGCCCUUGUGCGAUUUGGACUUUCUUGAGUCUAGCUGCCUCGCAAUGGAUUAUGCAAACAAUCACCCGAGGCGAGAUGCGUCAGCAACAUGGUAUCGAAGGUAGUUGUUGCGGCGAUUGCUGUGUGUCGUUCUGGUGUGGUUGCUGUGCUCUGGUUCAGGAGGAGAAAGAAAUGGAAUUGCGUACACGGCCUGAGCUUCUUGGGUACCAGGCACCACCCGGAAUGUCUAUGUCAUGA
Molecule: messenger RNA, 357 nt
Organism: Penicillium nucicola
Lineage: Eukaryota; Fungi; Ascomycota; Eurotiomycetes; Eurotiales; Aspergillaceae
Product: PLAC8 family protein
Exons: 2
Source: RefSeq, a predicted model, not a curated record